Acaulospora morrowiae is the source of this 1924-nucleotide messenger RNA. Lineage: Eukaryota; Fungi; Glomeromycota; Glomeromycetes; Diversisporales; Acaulosporaceae. The record is from the annotation of a GenBank genome assembly.
AUGGAACCGCGCAACAUUGAGAAUGCUCGUUCCAAUUUCCGUAAUAGGGGUUAUCUGCCAAUUGAGAAUUAUGGGUUAAUUGGAAAUUUACGUACGGUCGCCUUAUGUGGCACUGACGGGUCUAUAGAUUUCAUGUGCUAUCCAAAGUUUGAUAGCCCUUCUAUUUUUGUCAGAUUGUUGGAUCAUGAGAAGGGAGGUAGCAAUAAACAACAAUAUCAUCCAAACUCUAACAUUUUGUUAACCCGUUUCCUAGACGAAGAUGGUGUCGGUGAAAUAUCGGAUUUCAUGCAUCUUCCCGAAAAAGUUCACCGCGUCACUCCUAAGCCAUUACUUCCAUGGUUAAUUCGUCAUGUCGAUGUUGUACGGGGUGAAGUCAAUUUCCAUCUCGAAUUAUUUCCUGCAUUUAAUUAUGCACUAGAUUCUCACACGACUGAGAUUGUUGAUUACAAUGUCAAAAAAAAAGAUGGGAGUGAGUACAUGGGAAACAAGAGAGUUAUAUUCACUUCAAAUAGUUUACAGAUGGAUCUUAGAUAUAUUAUUGAAGAUGGAGAAACAGAGGUUCCAUGCAUUGAGUUUAGAAUAGUCGAGAGGGCAGGGUUCAAAGGGCCGGGAGUGGAAGCGAAUUUUACAUUGAGAGGGGGGCAAAAGGUGGAUUUCAUAUUUAGACAAGUUCCCGUUACGACAGCUGAUGGGGAACUGGAUCCUGAAAUUAGUUCAAAAUUUUUAAAGGGCAUGUUCAGAGAAACAUUGAGUUUUUGGCAGUCUUGGAUUGCUCAAAGUACUUAUAAGGGAAGAUGGAGAGAAUUUGUUCAUAGGAGCGCAUUGGCUUUGAAAUUGUUGACCUAUGAACCGACAGGAGCUGUAGUAGCAGCGCCAACUUUUGGACUUCCGGAAGAAAUUGGUGGUCCAAGGAACUGGGAUUACAGAUAUACAUGGGUUCGAGAUUCGGCAUUCACUUUCUAUGCAUUGAUGAAGUUAGGGAUGACCGAGGAAGCAAAAAACUAUAUUAACUUCAUGGAUGAAAGAUGUCGAGAUUUGAAUGAGGAUGGAUCACUGAACAUUAUGUACUCUAUCGAUGGUCACAAGGAACUCACGGAGAUAGAACUUACUCAUCUGGAUGGAUAUCGAUGUUCUCGUCCGGUGCGCAUAGGCAAUGGGGCGUACUCUCAUUUACAACUCGAUAUCUACGGAGAGUUCAUGGAUGCCAUGUAUUUGUAUAAUAAAUAUGGUAGCCCAAUUUCCUAUGAUAUGUGGGUAAGUAUUAGGAAAUUGGUGAAUUACGUGUGCAAAAAUUGGAUGGAGAAAGACAUGAGUAUUUGGGAGGUUAGAGGGCAAAAGCAAAAUUUCACUUAUUCUAAACUUAUGUGCUGGGUAGCUGUUGAUAGAGGAUUGAGAUUGGCAGAGAAGCGUUGCCUUCCGUGCCCCGAUCGAGAUCAUUGGUUAAAAGUUCGUGACACAAUAUAUGAAGAUAUAAUGGAAAAUGCAUGGAACCCUCAACGAAAAAUAUUCACGCAAUCUUAUGAAUCAAUGGACCAGUUGGAUUCCUCGGUGUUGAUCAUGCCAAUGGUAUUUUUUAUUAGCCCCACUGAUCCAAGAUUUUUGACCACCGUGAAACAAAUUUUGUUACCUCCUGAAAAAGGGGGUCUGAUGGUCAAUAAUCUCGUAUUCCGAUACAAUACCUCAUCCACUGACGAUGGACUUGGUGGUGAAGAGGGCUCAUUCUCCAUGUGCACGUUCUGGUUGAUCGAAUCAUUGACAAGGGCCGGAAGAUAUGAUAAGAAUCUAUUAGAAAAGGCCGAAUUUAUAUUUGAGCAAAUAAUUAAAUAUGGAAAUCAUCUCAAUUUGUUUAGCGAGGAAAUUGCGAGUAGCGGAGAGCUAUUGGGAAAUUUCCCGCAAGCGUUUACGCACAUUGCACUUAUUAGCG